Messenger RNA from Micropterus dolomieu (smallmouth bass), 1488 nucleotides. RefSeq names its product D(1)-like dopamine receptor. NCBI's taxonomy places the organism in Eukaryota, Metazoa, Chordata, Actinopteri, Centrarchiformes, Centrarchidae. Gene Ontology annotation, cellular component: membrane. The record is from RefSeq and is a predicted model, not a curated record. Gene Ontology annotation, biological process: adenylate cyclase-activating adrenergic receptor signaling pathway. Gene Ontology annotation, molecular function: G protein-coupled receptor activity. The coding region runs from base 1 to 1488 and encodes 495 amino acids. The transcript has a single exon.
AUGGAAAACUACACGAAGUGGAGUAAUUAUACCCAGGUUCUGUCGGAGCUGGACGGGUCGGGCGGCGAGGAGGAGGACGGAAGCGAGGAGGAGGACAGCGGGAGCGGCGGAGGAGGCGGCGGACUGCGCGUCCUCGUCGGCUGCGUCCUCUUCCUGCUCAUCGUGUCCACGCUGCUCGGGAACACGCUGGUGUGCGCGGCCGUGGUCCGGUUCCGCCACCUGCGCUCCAAAGUCACCAACUUCUUCGUCAUCUCGCUGGCCGUGUCUGAUCUGUUCGUAGCCGUGCUGGUGAUGCCCUGGGAGGCCAUCACGGAGGUGACCGGCACCUGGCUGUUUGGACGGUUUUGCGGGGUCUGGAUUGCCUUUGACAUAAUGUGCUCCACCGCCUCCAUCUUGAACCUGUGCAUAAUCAGUGUGGACCGCUACUGGGCCAUCGCCAGCCCGUUCAAGUAUGAGCGAAAGAUGACUCACCGCGUGGCGUUUGUCAUGAUCGGGGUGGCGUGGACUCUGUCAAUCCUGAUCUCCUUCAUCCCAGUGCAGCUAAACUGGCACCAGGCCGGGGAGGAGGAAGAAGAAGAGGUGAAGGAGGAGGUUGUGGAAGGCAGGAACUUCACAAACAGCAGCAACAUCAACAUCAACGCCAGCGCCGUCGCCAAGAGCUGUGUCGCCAACCUGAACAAAACCUACGCCAUCUCCUCCUCCUUCAUUAGCUUCUACAUCCCGGUUGUGAUCAUGAUUGCCACUUACACCCGGAUCUACAGGAUUGCCCAGACCCAAAUCCGCCGGAUCACAUCUUUGGAGAGGGCGGCGGAGCAGGCCCACAACCAAGGUCAUGGUGUGAACCGGAACCACCAGCAGCAGCACAGGCACAACGAAGAAUCCUCAUUGAAGUCGUCGUUUAAGAAGGAGACCAAAGUCCUGAAGACACUCUCCAUCAUCAUGGGAGUGUUUGUCUUCUGCUGGCUGCCGUUCUUCGUCCUCAACUGCACGGUCCCGUUCUGUGACCCGCCCUGCGUCAGCGACACCACCUUCACCGUCUUCGUCUGGUUCGGCUGGGCCAACUCUUCCCUCAACCCGGUCAUUUAUGCAUUCAAUGCAGACUUCCGUCGGGCCUUCACCACCAUUCUGGGUUGCAACCACAUUUGCUCAAACAACGCGGUGGAAGCUGUGAACUUCAGCGACGAGCUUGUUUCUUACCAGCAUGACACGACACUCCACAAGGAGGCGCUGGUCCCUGCGCAGCCGCAGCAACAUCCUCGCACCAUUAACGUCGGGUCCGGCCACCUGGAGGACAUGAGCGCUCAGUUUGACGAGGAGUCGAUCAUCUCCAAUGGUUCCCGGAGCCAUAACAGACUGCUGCUGCUUCCUGCCACCGUCCAGUUCGAGGAUGACCCAGAAAUCUCCUUGGAAACGAUCACGCCGUUCACCUCGGCGGGGGGGCUUGAGAGUGAUGCUCUAAUACCAGGACAAGUCCACCAGGAUGGAUAG